Messenger RNA from Camponotus floridanus (Florida carpenter ant), 1468 nucleotides. RefSeq lists its product as uncharacterized. The transcript has 5 exons. The coding region runs from base 162 to 1283 and encodes 373 amino acids. Lineage: Eukaryota; Metazoa; Arthropoda; Insecta; Hymenoptera; Formicidae. The record is from RefSeq and is a predicted model, not a curated record. Gene Ontology annotation, biological process: regulation of transcription by RNA polymerase II. Gene Ontology annotation, molecular function: DNA-binding transcription factor activity, RNA polymerase II-specific; protein dimerization activity; RNA polymerase II cis-regulatory region sequence-specific DNA binding.
UACCCGGAGGGUUACCCUGGACUCGCCGCUAGUCAAAUCGUCUCUUUCGACAUCGAUGUUACUCUCCAUCACGAUCGCGAUGUAAAUUAGAGAUCUUGUUCUCCAAAUCGAUCUGUAACGUUUAAUUUCAUGAUACUGUUGGCAUAUUUUUUGCGUGCAACAUGCCAAUGUUAACAUACAAUGGCUGCGGGAUAGGAGUUACGGACACUGAAAAUGGUUCCCCAGCAGGAUCGUUAUUGUCCGGCGAGGGGGAAAUUCCGGAAGAGGCUGGCGAUUCUCCGGGUACAUCAAGGGACACCGAAGAAGAAGCGACUCUUUCCGAUGAGUUCUAUUCCCACGACACCGAUGAUGAGGAAGAUCAAAGCAAAAGACGCCGGGAUCGUUCUAGUUCCCUAGACGGCAUUUCGUCUUCCGGAAGUGGUCAUUUGGGAUCGCCUACACCUCGUGUAGGUAACUUAGGAGUCAGAAAAUUAUUCACCAACAGUCGCGAACGAUGGAGACAGCAGAAUGUUAGCGGCGCCUUUGCCGAACUUCGUAAAUUGGUGCCGACGCAUCCACCGGACAAGAAACUGUCGAAAAACGAGAUAUUAAGAAUGGCGAUCAGGUACAUAAGAUUAUUAAGCAAUGUUCUCGAAUGGCAAAAGGGUCAAGAUCGUAAUGGGGUGCAACACGAUGUGCGUAUCAAAUGUGAGUCGCAUUUGAACAACCAAAAUCUCGUCACGUAUCAUGCGAAAUCGACCUUCCUGAAACAAGAGAAGCAGAAUGUGUCAGAAAAUUCUCACGUUUUUCGCGUCAAUUAUUCAACGCAGAGGCAUAACGUGCCAUGUGACAAGAACGGCAGCAAUUUACUAAUGAUUGCACCGACGGGACUCAACAUAGCCAUUUCCACCGGAAAACGCUGUGUCACACCUUCCGCCAUCGUUACCCAAAGCAAUUUUCACAGCAACAACAAUGGAAAUCUCAUACGUUCUCCAUCGAGCGGACGGUCCUCAAAUUUUCCGAAAUCACCGCAGAUCUCUAACACUAGCGUUAUAUCUAAUGGAUCCUCUUCGUCUUUAUCGAAUCAUACGCCAGUCACAAACGGGAUAGGAUCGAGUGGGCCAAACUGUGCUCAGAAGAGAUUCAAAAUCGAACGAGAAGAGGAAGAACAGGCUCCGAGGGACUGUCGAGUCCCACCGCCGCCUGUUCAUAGUGUACCGAUCAGAAAAAGAGUUAAAGUAGCCUUCGGGAAGGACUCGAGUUCAGGAUUCCGAGGUGACUUGUGUGGCACAGAUCGUAAAUGAAGCAUUGGUUGGUAGAUACCUAUUCAUGAAACAAUCGAUUUACUUUAAGCAUACGUAUUGUGUAAAUAUUUUUUUGCUGUAUUUGACAAUAAUUAGUAUAUGGAAUCAAAUAACUUCUGAAGAUAAAGAGAUUUUAAGUUAUAACAUAUAAAAAAAUUUUAUCUUCAAUUAAUCAAAUUUUAAAC